GAGCACAGACACUGCUUCACCUUCCCUGCCCUGGCCAGCAACCAGUCACUAUUCAACCAGCAGGACAAGAGGCAACUCCAGCUGGACUACUCAGACAGGGUGCAAGGCCAUGGCGACCUAUGUGCAGCUGAACAACAUGGCCAAGAUGCCCAUCGUGGGGCUGGGCACCUGGAAGUCUCCACCAGGGAAAGUGGAAGAGGCAGUGAUGGCUGCCAUUGACGCUGGGUACCGCCACUUUGACUGUGCCUACGUGUACCAGAAUGAGAGUGAAGUUGGGGAAGGGAUCCAGCGGAAAAUCAAGGAAGGUGUUGUGAAACGAGAGGACCUCUUCAUCGUCAGUAAGCUGUGGUGCACAUUCCAUGAAAAGCCUCUGGUGAAGGGAGCAUGCCAGAAGACUCUUGCUGACCUGAAACUGGAUUACCUGGAUCUCUACCUCAUGCACUGGCCUUUUGGGUUUAAGGCAGGAGAUGAGCUGUUUCCCAAAGAUGAUAAAGACAUGGCUAUACAUAGCAAUGCUGAUAUUCUCCAGACAUGGGAGGCCAUGGAAGAGCUGGUGGAUGCUGGCCUAGUAAAAGCCAUUGGAAUCUCCAACUUUAACCAUGAGCAGAUUGAAAGACUCCUGAAUAAACCAGGACUGAAGCACAAGCCUGCAAAUAACCAGGUGGAAUGUCACCCAUACCUUACCCAGGAGAAGCUGAUCAAGUACUGCCAAUCCAAAGGGAUUGCUGUGACAGCAUACAGUCCCCUUGGCUCUCCUGACAGGCCAUGGGCUAAGCCAGAGGAUCCUUCCCUUCUGGAUGACCCCAAGAUCAAAGAGAUUGCAGCCAAGUACAAGAAAACUCCAGCACAGGUUCUCAUUCGGUUCCACAUCCAGAGAAAUGUGAUUGUGAUUCCCAAGUCUGUCACACCACAGCGCAUCGUGGAGAACUUCAAGGUGUUUGACUUCAGCUUGACUAAGGAGGAGAUGGCAACCAUUCUCAGCUUCAAUAGAAACUGGAGAGUCUGUCAAAUGGCCAUGUCCAGAAAUCACAAGGACUACCCUUUCAAUGCAGAAUACUGAAGAUGCUUGUAGCAUGUCCUUCACUAGACCUCUGGUGUCUCAUGUGCCUCUGCUCUAACUCUGAGCUGUCUCCUCUAGUUUUCUUACUGCAUCUUUCCUGCUGCUGCUAGUGAAGACAUGAAAUUAAUUUGAGUAGGGUUUUUUCAAUGAGGAAUACAGAACAAAGUGUUGGAUGUAAUAAUUUUCUGCUUAUUAGAAAUGAGGAUAACUGCUAAAAAGCCUAUGCAGAGCCGCUAAGCACAGAGUGGGCAGAGUUUGUACCACCAUUCAAUGACUGUCUUCAGUCUUGCACCAGCAGAAAACAGGUAUUUACAAAUCACAAAAAAACCCCAUGCGUCUACAGUUUCAUCAGUACUGUCCCAUACUUUAAAUAAAAUUUCAAAAUGCAAAAA
This is a messenger RNA of Calypte anna (Anna's hummingbird), 1452 nucleotides long. Its product is annotated as aldo-keto reductase family 1 member B10. NCBI's taxonomy places the organism in Eukaryota, Metazoa, Chordata, Aves, Apodiformes, Trochilidae. The coding region runs from base 110 to 1060 and encodes 316 amino acids. Gene Ontology annotation, cellular component: cytosol. Gene Ontology annotation, molecular function: aldose reductase (NADPH) activity. The record is from RefSeq and is a predicted model, not a curated record. The transcript is spliced from 10 exons.